AUGUCAGAGGUGAAUGUGGACUACGUUGGCAGAUCGGUGAAAGACUUCAACCCCGCAUCAACCACGUGCCAGCCAUUAUUCGUAACGGAAUGUCUCUCUCUCUCUCUCUCUCUCACUCACUCUGUAUCUCUCUCACUUACUCUGUAUCUCUCAUACUCUCUCUCCCUCUUUCCCUCUCUGUAUCUCUCAUACUCUCUCUCCCUCUCUCUCUCUUUCACUCACUGUAUCUCUCAUACUCUCUCCCCCUCUCUCUCACGCACUCUGUAUCCCUCAUACUCUCUCCCUCUCUCUCACUUACUCUGUAUCUCUCAUACUCUCUCUCUUCUUCUCUCUCUCUCUCACUCUGUAUCUCUCUCUAUCUCUCACUCACUCUGUAUCCCUCAUAUUCUCUCUCUCCCCUCUCUCUCUCCUCCUCUGUAUCUCUCAUACUCUCUCCCUCUCUCUCUCUCUCCCUCCUCUGUAUCUCGAUACUCUCUCUCUCCCUCUCUCUCUCUCUCACUCCUUAAUGGAAUAUUAGUGUUUUACUCUCUCUCUCUCACUUACUCUAUAUCUCUCCCUCUCUCUCCCUCUUUCUCUCUCUGUAUCUCAAAAUACUGUCUCUCCUCUCUCUCUUUCACUCACUAUUAUCUCUCAUACUCUCUCCCCUCUCUCUCCACGCCUCUGUAUCUCUCUCAUCUCUCCCCCUCUCUCCCUCCUCUGUAUCUCAGAUACUCUCUCUCUUCUUUCUCUCUCUCUCUCCUCUGUAUCUCCCCUCUCUCUCUCAUUUUCCUCUGGAAAAAAUCUCUAAUAUUCUCUCUCUCCUCUCUCUCUCCUCCUCUGUAUCUCUCGCCUCUCUCUCCCUCUCUCUCUCUCUCUCCUCUCCUCUGUAUCUCUCAUACUCUCUCUCCUUCUCUCUCUCUCUCCUCAUUCUGUAUCUCUCCCUCUCCUCUCUCCCUCUCUCCCUCUGUAUCUCUAAUAUUCUCUCUCUCCCUCUCUCUCUCACUCACUCUGUAUCUCUCAUACUCUCUCUCCUCUCUCUCUCUCUCACUCACUCUGUAUCUCUCAUACUCUCUCUCCUUCUCUCUCUCUCACUCAUUCUGUAUCUCUCCUACUCUCUCUCCCUCUCUCACUCACUCUGUAUCUCUCACACUCUCUCUCUCCCUCUCUCUCUCUCACUCACUCUGUAUCUCUCAUACUCUCUCUCUCACUCACUCUGUAUCUCUCAUACUCUUUCUCUCUCUCUCUAUCUCUCUCGCUCACUCACUCAAUCGGGAUGAAGGAAGCUACAGAAAGAACCAAUUGAAAAAAUGA
Messenger RNA from Acanthosepion pharaonis, 1290 nucleotides. Lineage: Eukaryota; Metazoa; Mollusca; Cephalopoda; Sepiida; Sepiidae. The record is from the annotation of a GenBank genome assembly.